Acanthaster planci (crown-of-thorns starfish) is the source of this 9454-nucleotide messenger RNA. Its product is annotated as F-actin-uncapping protein LRRC16A-like. NCBI's taxonomy places the organism in Eukaryota, Metazoa, Echinodermata, Asteroidea, Valvatida, Acanthasteridae. Gene Ontology annotation, biological process: cell migration; regulation of Arp2/3 complex-mediated actin nucleation. The record is from RefSeq and is a predicted model, not a curated record. Gene Ontology annotation, cellular component: plasma membrane; lamellipodium. Gene Ontology annotation, molecular function: protein binding.
UCAUAUUCUAAACAUGGCGGACCACUCCCACAAGUGCGCGUGAAGAUCGCCUCCACUUCCUGAUUCUGUCAACCUUUGCACUUCCAGUGGAUUAAAAUAAAAUUUCCCGCAAACCUGUCAAGGCACGUUCCUGAGAGUCCGUGCGGCUACUUUGGUGACCAAAAUGAGCAUCAUGGAGACCAUUUCGCCGGAACUUUCAGACUCAGUGCUGAACUGUCUUGGGGAACGUUUCCACCAUGGCCCCAUGAAGAUAGUGCGAAUGGAGACAAAGGGGGAGAAACUGGACACCAAAAUAUUGGCCCUGUCAAAGUACAGAGCAUUCAUCCUGUCGUUCAAGAUUCCAACAAAGUUGGAGCAUGAGUUCCAUUACUUGGAAAUUCAUCAAUUAGAAAGUCUCAAGCCACUCCAGCUCAAGAUCCAUGUCUCCUUGAAGAAGGAUUCCCUGUCCAAGACUGUCUACAAUCUCUCAGUAGACUCUUCGGAAGAUGUAGACACCAUUAUUGAGAUAAUCACCUUGGAGAUCAAGAAGUGUUUCCCUAAUGUCUUCCCAGCGGAGAGUAUAAUUCCAAGGAUAACCACCUCCCCAGAAAGCCGCAUGACCAGUCUCAACAUGAAACUGGAGGAGACCUUCCCAGAUGCUGGUCCGUGCGGGGGAUUCACACAGAUGUAUGCAUGCAUGUGUGACUUGCAUCAAGAAGCCUACAUGCCGGAGGUGGCUUGGGAUGUGGACACAAUCUACUUGUCUCAUGACUCCAAGGAGCUGUGUCUCAAUGAUUUUGACCAUUUAAGCAAUAGAGACCUUGUUCCGAUCAUUGCAGCUUUAAUCCACAACAACUGGUUCUCCAAACUGUCUUUCAGAAAUGCCUCCAAGCUGAGUGCUGAUGCAACGCGAGAAAUCAACAAGGUGCUACAGAAAUCAUCAUGUCUCGAACAACUCAUUCUGGAAAAUGUGGGACUCAAAUGGUCUUUCACACAAGACAUGUGCACAGCUGUGCUGGCCAAUCGAAACACAGCACUCCGACACAUCAACUUGUCCAACAACUCUCUGGACGACCGUGGAAUACGCUACCUGUCCAGCCUGUUGACAAAAUUACCCAAUGGCUUAGUGGAGCUCAACCUUGCCAAGACAGGACUUACAGCCGAGGGAACUCUUCACCUGGGUAAAGCACUGGUGCAGAACAACUUCAUGUCCACCUCUCUAGUCAAGCUGGAUGUGUCUGGAAAUGUGUUCAAGGAUGGAGACAUCAGUAAUUUGACCGGAUUCCUGGCCCAGCCUAACUCAUUGACGCACAUCAACAUGGCCGACACCGAGUGUGCCCUAGACAAUGUGUUUGUCGCCCUCUUCAGGGGAUGCUGUGCCAACUUGUCUCACCUCAACCUUGCAGGCAAUACAUUCACAUACAGGAAGGGGAAGGACGUGCCCAUCCAGGUCUCUUUCAAGCAGUUCUUUGGUACCACCACCAAGCUCAAGUACCUGAACCUUUCCAGGAACAAGCUGCCUUCCGAAGUGGUCAAAGAGGUGCUCAUGGGCAUCGGAGGCAAUGAUAAUCUGCGAGAUGUGGAACUAGACCUCAGCUGCAAUGAGCUGAAGACAGAAGGUGGUCAGGUUGUAGCUGGAAGCAUCGCAUAUGUCAACAACAUCACCACCUUGAACCUGAGCGACAAUGACCUCAAUCUAGAGCUAGUCCGACUCAUUGAUUGGAUAGGCCAAAAUAGGUCCCUCCAAUCACUGGACAUCAGCAAGAAUAUGGGCGGGCUCAAAUACAAGCAACUCCUAAAGGUGUUGGAUACCAUUGUACAAGUUGUCCAGAAUGAGGGAUUGUCCCUGCACACCUUGUCACUGGCUGACAACAAGAUGAAGUUUGAGACAAUCCAGAUCAUUAAUGCCUUGGGAAGUAAUACCACACUGACCAGCAUUGACAUCAGUGGUAACGGCAUGGGUGAUAUUGGUGCCCGUAUGUUGGCCAAGGCUCUUCAGCUGAACACCAAGCUACAUACCGUCAAGCUGGAUGGUAACGGCAUCACAGCAGUCGGCUUCACUGAUCUUGCCAAUGCUCUGGAAAAGAACUACACACUGAAAUAUAUGCCAACCCCAGUCAAUGAUGUCAGUGCGGCCUUGAAAUCCCAGCCUGAGAAGACCUCCGCCUCCCUGCAGAAGAUCCAGAACCUUCUGCAAAGGAACCACAGUCAGCAUAAGUUCCAGGAUGAGCAGGCCUUCAGGCUACAGCAGGGAUUCUUGUAUACCACAUCACACCAGAUGGUAGACAAGUUGGUAGUACAAAUCCAAGAUGCCAUCAAGGGCUUGAUUGACUGCAGUGAGGAUGACAUACAGGCAGAUAUCAAUAAGGCACAGGAUUACAUCCUAGAUGCAGACAACUCCAAGCUGUUGCUGGCUGCCCUCCAGCAGGUAGCCCUGAAUGCAGAGUCAAGCAGUCUGAAGCUGAAACUGGGCGAGAUGGCCAGCGACUUGAGAGGCAUCGUCGAGGCACAAUUGGAGGCAAGUGCAACUGGCAUGAUAGAUACAGCCAACGAGCAGUGCAGUAACGUCAUGCUGAACAGCACCCUCAAGGAGAGCUUGGAAACCAUGUGUCAGGAGCAGACCAAAAUACCGCCCCGAUUCCUGCAAGAUGUCGUAGAGCAAGUUGGGGCAGCCGUCUCCAACAGAAUGGGAGAGGCCCAUUUGGCAAUGGCUAGCCACAUCUCAGACACCCUCAUUGAUGAAAUUAUGGAGCAACUCACCGGGAGCUAUCAGAAGUUGUCAGAUCAGCUGCUUGAUUAUCGGGAGAGAAAAGGAUCUGUUCUAUUCAACGGCAUGGGAAUGGAGAUGAAUGACAAGGAUGCUGGAAAUGAGAAGGAUGAAUAUGCCAAGAAGGAGGAUGGAGAUGUAGCUGGAGAAGAGGAAGCCAAGAGUCCGGAGGCUGUGUUGCCAGCAGGCCAACUGGCCAGCCAGAGAAUGUCACGCUACCAGAAACGUGAGAUGGGCCGCAGUGAGUCCGUCCGGUUCAAGGACACAGAGGCUGGCCAACAGAGGAGAAUAGGCAAAGUGCGCCCUCGAUCUGUUAUUAUGAAAGAUUUUGAACUUACUGUGGUGGAGAUGGAUGACACGGAUUCCGGGGACAAGCUUGAGAAUGACCAGACAGACUCUUUGGCGGUCUCGAAGCCUCCUUUGAGUCCCACCAAGCCCAAGUCCCCGGUCCCCAAGGUGGACAAGAAGACAGCCAAGAAAGCCGCUGCAGACACCAAAGCCCUGGACGAGGCCAUCCAGGCAACAGAGACUCUGAGUGAUGUCAGGAAGAACCGUGUCAGGCCGCCCCGGCAACGGCCCACCCGGCCAUCCAAUCAGCCACAGAAGAGCACACCUAGUCUUGACGGGCCCAGCACUGCCCCUGCGGUGGACACAGGAAUCAGUGAUUUCUUUGCAGCAGAACUCAAUGUUGUCAAGCCAUCCAAACUACAAAGCCAAGUCAGCUCAGUUGGUCCAGUUCAAAACAGCACUGAAUCAACAGAACUCAAGCCCAAGAAGAAGAGGCUCUUCCAAAAGAAAGACAAAAAGGAUGAGGAAAAAUCUAAGAAAGAGGAAAAGAAAGAGGAGUCAGGAAAGGGGAAGAAGUUUGGUUUCAAGGGGAUCUUCAAGAGGAAGCAUUCCUUGCCAAAUUCUGAGGAACAGGAACAGGUAACGGAGCCAGACACUAGACAGGGUAGCCAUCCACGUCCGACCAAUGAGGUAUCGGCAGAGCCCACUGUUACUAAAGAAGAAAGCAAGAAACCUGAUAAAGAGCCAUCACCAAAGGUGGUUGAGAAGAAGCCACUAUGCUUGCCAACCAACAAGCGAUCCCUAAAGAGUGCCACCAGCCCUUCCAAGGAACCACAGCCAGGGGCUGAAACCAAAGCCCCUGAGCCAGAGGAGGAGGCCAAGAUAAAUGAUACCAAGGAGGAAGCAGAGGCUAUCCAAGGAGAGACUGCAAGUCAAAAGGAGGUGGAAGUAAGAGGAGAAGCAAGUGAUCAGACCCAAGAUACUGAUCAGAAGCAAGAGGAGAAAGUGGAGGAGAAGGUGGAGGAGAAGGAGAAGGAAAGAGAUAGUAGAGAGGAGGCUGGACCAGAAGAAGUGAAGGAGAAAGAGAAGAACGAGGAAGAGAAGAAGCCUGUGCCUGAGGUCAGGAAGCCAGGCUUGGUAGGGGCUCAGAUGCUGGGUGGCACUAACAUGCUCUUGGAGAUGAAACGUAAGCAGGAGAAGAAGGCUGCUGAUCGAGCAAGCAGGGAGCUACUGGAGAGUCAGGUGCCCAAAAUUGAGGACCAACCAAAAGAAAAGGCAGACACAAGUCCAGUUGCCGCCGAUUCUUCUGAGAAGCCCGUUUCAAGCAUCAAGCUGCCCCUCCCUAGGGUGACAACUUCGGGACCUACCUCCCCAACUAGUGGAAUCAAAUCCCCAACAACUCCUCCCAAGGUUUCUCCUGUGAAGCCGACCCUGACACCGAGGGUGAAGUCGCCAAUUGAGAAGGCCCCUUUGAACCAGCUGCCUUUAGAGGCAAAUGAGACCAAAGCUCCCCACCAGAACUCCAAAGAGAAUGCUGUCAAAAGCACUGGAGAACGUCCAUUGACAGAGGCAUCUGUGAAUGAGAAACCCAAGCUUGAUAAGGAAAAACCAACAAUAAAGAAACGACCCCUGUCUGGGAAAAGUGAUGCCCCACCAGGGCCCACUGCUACCUCACCUCCGACCACGCCGGAAAUGCCUUCAAAAUCAGAGGCAAGCGUCAAACCUUCAGAUAUCUUGAAGAGGAACUCGACUGAGGUGAAAGCUAGGCUUCAGGAGCAUCCAGCAAGUCCUGAUUUGAAACCAGAUGGAGCAGAAGCCUCAAAACCACCCUCAAGACCUAGCUCUCUCAGUGAAGACAAACAUUUGGAUUCCAGUGCUGCAAAGCCUAGCACAGCAUCAGUGUCACCAAGACCUAAGCCAAGACCAGCAAAGCGACCCGUUUCCAUUGCUCCAGGUGUGGCAAAGAAACCUGAAAAUGCAGAUCUAAGAAAGGCAAGUGCCCCUGCUGUAAGUGUGACUCUCUCCCCAUCCAAUCCAGACACCAAGCGUCUUGAGACUCCACCAGACAAGCCACCACUGAAGUCCCUCUCCUUAAACAAGGACAAACCCCCUCCAACUGUUGCCAGCAAGCCACGGUCCAGGUCCUUAGAUCCAGUCGUGUCAACAAAAGCUGCUCCCAAGCCCUCCGCUGAGGUCAAAGGUGACACCUUACCGGAGGUACCUGAUCAUGAUGGGAGGCGUGACUCUGUACUGUCCCGGAGCAGUGAUGAGGGAACAGUUGAAGAAGUAGAUCACCACAGCGCCCUCUAAGGCCCUUUCGGGUUGGGCUGAUGUUUGGUAUUAGAAUAUUGUCAAUUUUUGAAGGGAAAGAUCUCAUUGCUUAUGCACGGACUCUUUAUGCGUACCUGUUACAAUGUAUGUACAAUUCUUCUGAACAUCACAGAACCAGUUACAGUGGAUACUGAUGUAUGCAUAUAUCUCAUGUAUUCAGAAUUUUAACUGUUUUUUGUGACUGUAAGAUGCUAAAGUGGCAUUUUAUUAGAUAAGCUUCUCUGUUCUGUGUACAUUAUGAACCUACCCAACGGAACAACUUGGAGAAAUUCAAGAAAGGCCAUUUUGCAUUUUGCCAAAAGGAUUUACUUUUUGACACAAUUCUUGUUGGAAGGUAUUUAUUUUUAAGAUGUACAUUAGUUCUACACUCCUUUCCCUACCUUUGAAUAGUACAAAUCGUAUUAUAGUAAAUAGCAUUUAAUGAACUCAUUGUGAUAAAGGACUCAUUUUUUUUCAAGUGCUUAGUUCUGAACAAAAUUAUUAAUAAUCAGAAGAGUUCUACAUCUUGCCUUACGCACUGUGAUAAUCCAUCAGAUUUGUAUGUCUUGAUUAUUUGGUAUUUUGAAAAUGACAAUUUGUAAAAAAUUCUUAGUAUGGAAAAUCAGAAUUAAAUAGGAAUUCUGCUAAAACAGUUAUUUCUAAAGCUGUCAGUGUGCAUGCACAUUUCUUUUUUGGGUCAAAGUAUAUUACCCACUAGGGUGUAUGUAAAAUCAUAUUGAAAUUGGAGGAUUUGGGAAUGUUAGGGUUAAUAUUCUAUCAUGGGUAAUUUUGUAAUAAAAAUGAGAAUUUAAUUAUAGCCUGAAUCUUGCUUAGUUUAUAAAGCUGGUGAUAUCUGGUGUUGGGGCAAAUGGUAAGGACUACAUGAGGCUUUGUUUAUAAAGAAGUUGCUGAAAGUCUAUGAGUAUGGAAAUACUCCUUAGCAUAAACACCUAAAAAGCAAUAAAAUACCCUUUGAAAUAGUGAAACAAAAGUUGAACAUUAGGUUAACUGAGACAAAAAAGCGCAUUUUGAAGGUUUAUAUCGAAACAACUCCAUUGCAGGUACCCUUUAUCAUAAAGGCCAAAUUUGAUGUCGCACAAUGGAUAUUUCAUUUGGACAGAAAACUCUUCCAGAGAAUUCCAGAGAAUAUUAUAGUUAAAUUUAAUCAUUUCAGUGCUCUUACUGCAUUGUUUGCAUUGUGUUUUCAAGAAAACAUGUUUAUAAAAACAUGCUUAGCCUUACCUUAGUUCUCCUUCCUGAGUUCCUAGCAGACAAAUACUUGAGUUGGAGAGUAACUGACCUGUUUUGUGGAAAUGGAAUUGAAUGGCUACUGGUGAUAUUGUUUAGUUUCUAUGUCCAAAUAUACUUCAAACAAUGCUAAAGUCUAGCAUUCCUUUAUUAUCAUUCCUCUACUUAAUGAUGCCAAUUUAUAGAGUUUUGUUUCAAGGAAAGGAAUAUCUAUGCAUGCAGAAGUUAUCCCUGACUCAGUAAUAUAAGAGCAGGUUUAUUUUUGUAAAUACCUAAAAAUUUGUAUGUCUAACCACCAUUUCCUGUAUUGAAUAGUAAUACAUGUGGAGACUUUUUGGAAAACUAUUUAUGAGAAACGAUAUUAACUUUGAUGAAAAAUACACGUUUAUUGAAAAUUCUAUACUCUUGAUAAGUGUCCAAAUGGAAUCGAAUUGCAAAAAAGUUGAAAGAUUCAAAGUCCUACUGAUUUGUUUAAUUUUAGAACUGUGGUAUAAGACUUGAUACAUUGCUGUCUCCAUUUCAGUAGGGUCAGUGGUUCUUUUGCAUCAACAAAAAUGAUUUCACGAUUUCAGUACUUAUAAUUUGAGAAAUACGUUCCCGGUUAAGCUUGUGUACUUGUUACAUAGGUUCGUGGAGAAAUGUUUGUGAUAGUGCUCCAUUUCUCAGAGAAAUCGUUGCUCCUUUUCAUGGCCAGAAAGACGGGAGUUCGCACGUGCGUUUUGAACUGGCCCUACAUGAAAAAGUAUGGGGUCGUUAAUUUGGAAAUGGCAAAAUAUAUAUAUUUUUUGGUUGCAGACUCAUUGUAUUGUAACUUUGUGACGGCAGUGAAGAGUUUUUUAUGGGGGAUUUAAUCAUUGUUUUCCCGGUGAACAUGUGCAUAUUAAUUUGAUUAACGACAGUUCAAUUUGGGUUAGGCAUUGUAGAUUGGAAAUUACAGUGCUAAAUUUUCUUUUGUCCACUUUGGAAUGUUUCGUUUCAUGUAUGCUAGAAUGUUAGGACGAAAUGGAAAUAUAGUUUCAUGGAGUAUGUACAGGUACAUGUUAAACCAGGAAAUGUACAAACGUUUAAAGAGAUGUAAAACUUGGAAAGUAGGGGAAAACUGUAGAAACAUUUACUUUAGAAUCAAUUAAACAAAGCCAAUUAUUGGCCAGUUUUAAUGAGGGGUAGGUGAUGAGAUUAUAAUAUACAGCAUUUGGCAGUUGCAAUUGAAUAGUGGGUUUUUUGCGCGUUUUGAAUGUUUAAAAGUAGUUUGGCUAUUUUCAGUGGGUUUGAUUUCUACCUGUUUUAGCUCUGUUAGACCUGGGGAAUAUUCCACAGUCAUUGUAUGUGGCCUUGCUAUCUAAACUUGGUUACAGUUUUUUAUUCGAUUUCUUAUCCCUGUUUUUAAUUCCAAUUUGAACUCAAAAACCCUUCCACGUCACUGACAUGAAUUUCUGACGGCAGUUUGUGUUGAAAUAAGGCCAGAAAUUUGAGUCCUCAAAUAAGCUUGUUCUUCCAGUGAGGCAGGGUGCUACUUUUAUUUAUUUUUUCCCCUCCCUGUACUUUUUUGUUACGAAAGUUUCGAGUUAGCAGAUGAAUUUAUAUGUAUAUUUUAUUACAAGUUGGUAAAUAACACCGGUAAGAUGAAAAGGAAACGAAUGGAAAAUUUCUGUGUAUGUUAUACUAAUGUUCCUGAUACUUUUUAAGAAAACAAUAACUUAAGAAAACGAAGAAUGCAGCUUUUGUGCAUGAAAAUUUAUUUAAUUGUAGAGUAACAUUGAGUAGUGAAAGUGGGGUAUUGAUGCAUUCUGUAUUCCUUGUGUGUAAUUUCAAUUACGUUUGUGUGUAUUAUGGUUUCAUUUGCUUAUUUUUUCUAAAUAGAAUUAUUACACGUAAUAUGUACUUUUUUGAUAUAAUUGUGCUUCAGUGAGUAGAUAAAUGUAAGACGUCCACUUCAGUUGCCUUUUUGUUUUCGUAAAUUGCGUUUUAAUAAUAUUUUGUAAAAAUCCUUACCAUCAGUAAGUAGGUAGAAUGUAGAGGUGAUAUGUUGUUCUAAGGGAAAAUCACAGGAAUGCAGUUAUUUCGUAAAAUCUUGAAAAUGAAGAAAAAGAUAACAAAAAAUGAAAUACUCAGAAACAUAAGUAUGGAAAGUAAUAUGACGAAAAAUGUGUAGUAUAAAUGCCUUUUUGGAGAAACAUAACACGAAUAUAUUAAAGGUGGAUGAUACAAAAAAGGAAGAAUCGGAUUUUUUUCACACGAGUUAAAUAGUAAUGAACUGAAGCUGCAACACCUGAUGACAUUUCAAGAAAAAUGCCUGCACGCAUUAACGACUGAUAUUGAAAAUUGAAGACGAAAUUAAUAUAUUUAUAUUUUUUGUACAGACUUAAAACUAAAGAAUAUAUUGCAACUUCCAUUCAGUUCCCAUAAGUGUCCCAUUUUAGUCCUGUAAAUUUUGUGCGUGUUAGGCAGAGGUAAAUUCAUUUUGAUAUUUGAAUGUUUUGGGUUUAUGCAGUGCUUCACUGUUAAUGCAGAACCGCAAGCUUUGGGCUAUCGUCGGAACUGUUCCACAGAAAGACGCAUAAAAAAUCCUCUCUAGCUUCUGAAUAUGCAACCAAUUUGUAUUUCUUGCAGUUACUCGUGCACGGUAUGAGAAGCGUGCGUAGCUUGAUAAAUAGCUCGCUACUCUGGAUUUGCCAUGAUAAGUUUACUGUGUAAUUAAAUACCGACACAACUGUAUUUGUGUUGUAUGAAUUUUGUUUGUGUUGUAUAUGUAUUAGUUUUGUACGCAGGGAAUGGAAUUUAAAAGUGAAUUAAAGCAUUUCUUUCUGUUAAGUUGUACGUAGAAACCAUUUUGUAUUUCAAUCAAUAAAAAUAUUUCAGUUA